AUGGUCAAGGUGUCAGCCCCAUUUGCUUCCUCGUACAACAACAGCUAUCUAAGGGUAAUCAAAAACGGACAACUUCCCAUGGCAUCUUUCGAACUUCCAAACCUCCGCAAGCUCUUUGCUGCUUCGCGAAGUGAGCAAGAAGAGAGUGCAUACAGUAGGACGGCGUUCUAUAAUCUACUCUUCUUUGUGACCUCUAUCGCUGCAUUUAGUUUCGCUGCCCAGAGACUUGCGCCGGCGAAGAAUAUGGGGAGAUAA
Molecule: messenger RNA, 255 nt
Organism: Morchella importuna
Lineage: Eukaryota; Fungi; Ascomycota; Pezizomycetes; Pezizales; Morchellaceae
Exons: 3
Coding region: 1-255 (84 amino acids)
Biological process (GO): outer mitochondrial membrane organization
Source: RefSeq, a predicted model, not a curated record